Helobdella robusta is the source of this 498-nucleotide messenger RNA. RefSeq lists its product as hypothetical. The coding region runs from base 1 to 498 and encodes 165 amino acids. The record is from RefSeq and is a predicted model, not a curated record. The transcript has 2 exons. NCBI's taxonomy places the organism in Eukaryota, Metazoa, Annelida, Clitellata, Rhynchobdellida, Glossiphoniidae.
AUGUCGACGAUUCCAGCGACUGCAACCACAAAUGCAAUCACAGCAGCUGCAGAUGGAACAGCUUCUGAAACAGCAACUAUAACUGCGACCACUUCGGAGACCGGUUCAACUGCGACAACAACUACAACUGCUAUAGCUGCAGCGACAACUGCCACAGAUUACACAGCGUCUAAAAGUUAUACAAUUACGAUUUCCAAUUAUCCCAAUAACUUAGGUAAUGGUCAGAGGAACGUGUGGAGGAGACGCCCGAACAUGAGAGCCAACCUCACGCAGGCGACCAUGACCUCCAAGAACACCAAGGCAAGGAGCACACUGGACUGCCUGACCAGAUGCUUGAAAACUUUGCAGGAUCUAUGCAAGUCUGUAAACUACUUUGACGAGCUGGGUACGUGUGAAUUUGCCCAGAUAGAUGCAAACAACGGCCCCAUUACGGCCCUAGAAGAAUAUGAAAGGUGGUCCUGGUGGUAUCUAGACGCGGUGUUCACCUCCAACACUUAG